AGUCAAGUCAGUGCAGCAGGUCCUGCUCAGAGAAGAGGCAGCCAAAGAUGCCUGUCACAUCCACCCUAGGAAAGGACAGGAAGGCAAUACAGCAAACAAGGGAAUUAAUCCUGAAUGCUCAUGAGUAGCACCUAAAGAGCAACCACAUGAACUUGGAAGGGGACACUUUCUGCUGAUUCCUGAGUUCUGAUUUCACCCUCAGACCUGAUCUACAUCUGCUUGUUUGACUAGAAGACUAUAGGAGCAGUCCUCUGAGAGGCACAACAAGCAGCUGACCAAGACAGAAGCAGAAACUUUCACUCAUCCAAUGGAGAGAAGCUUGUUAACCCUGUGGUUGAAUUAGUGAAAGGCUGGAGAAUUUGUGGAGGAAGGUGAUUUCACUGAAAAACUUGUAAUCUCAACUAACCUGGACACCUGCAAUCUCUCAGAUUCUGAACCACCAUCCAAGCAGCAUGCACUAGCAGACAGGAGCAGUCCUCUGAGAGGCACAUCAAGCAGAUGACCAAGACUGAAGCAGAAACUUUCACUCAUCCAAUGGACAAAAGCUGGGGAACCCUGUGGUUGAAUUGGUGCAAGGCUGGAAGAAUUUGUGGAGGAAGGUGAUUUCACUGAAAAACCUGCAAUCUCAACAAACCUGGACCCCUGCAAUCUCUCAGAUUCUGAACCACUAUCCAAGCAGCAUGCACUAGCAGGAGACAGUGAUGGCAUUAGGACCUUAAUAGGAUCUGCCUGCAGUAGCUGAGUACCGUGAAACCAUCUCCAACUUGCUCCACGGCCGACAGGCCAAGCAGAAGCACCCUGAGCCAGUCCCAGGCUUUGACAGCUGCUGAAGCCCAGAAGCUGUGAUUGGACUGGGGAGACUCUCACUGCCUAUAAUCUGCUGUGAUUCCCUCUUGGAAGAUAACCCACUGCAUUGGACAAUAUUCCUGUAGAUCAAUGUUAAGGGAUCGCUUACACUUGAGAAGAACUACUGAACAGCACGUGCCCGAGGUCGAGGUCCAGGUCAAACGUCGAAGGACAGCCUCACUGAGCAACCAAGAGUGUCACUUGUACCCACGACGUUCUCAGCAACAGCAAGUUCCUGUGGUGGAUUUCCAGGCAGAACUAAGACAGGCAUUCUUAGCUGAGACACCAAGAGGUGGUUAAAGCAGUAUUGCAACUUCAAGGUGGUGGAAUUCAAGGAAAACAGGACCCAUCCUCUGUCUGUGAAACUUUGGUCAAGCUUACAUUGUUUGUUAAUAGCCUGCAUCGAACCUUUAUUUAUAUCCCUUCCCCGAGUAUUAAGGAUCUUGAAAUUUUAGUGUUGACAACGGCUAUUGUGGAACAGCAAUCAUGACUGUGGGUAAGAGUAGCAAGAUGCUGCAGCACAUUGACUAUAGGAUGAGAUGUAUCCUGCAAGAUGGGAGAAUCUUCAUUGGCACCUUCAAGGCUUUUGACAAGCAUAUGAAUUUGAUCCUCUGUGAUUGUGAUGAGUUCAGGAAGAUCAAGCCAAAGAAUGCAAAACAGCCAGAACGUGAAGAAAAACGGGUUUUGGGUCUGGUCUUGCUACGUGGGGAGAACUUGGUUUCAAUGACUGUGGAGGGCCCACCUCCUAAAGAUACUGGCAUUGCUCGUGUGCCUCUUGCUGGCGCUGCAGGUGGCCCUGGGGUUGGAAGAGCAGCUGGCAGAGGAGUGCCAGCAGGUGUACCUAUUCCCCAGGCUCCUGCUGGAUUAGCAGGCCCUGUCAGAGGAGUUGGAGGCCCAUCCCAGCAGGUCAUGACCCCACAGGGAAGAGGCACUGUUGCAGCUGCUGCUGUUGCUGCUACUGCUAGCAUUGCAGGAGCCCCAACCCAGUACCCGCCAGGACGGGGAACUCCACCUCCACCUGUAGGCAGAGCAACCCCACCUCCAGGCAUUAUGGCUCCUCCACCUGGUAUGAGACCACCCAUGGGCCCACCCAUUGGGCUUCCCCCUGCUCGUGGGACACCUAUAGGCAUGCCUCCUCCAGGAAUGAGACCCCCUCCACCAGGAAUUAGAGGCCCACCUCCCCCAGGAAUGCGCCCACCAAGACCCUAAGAUACAGUUGAUAAAUCUCAGCCCUUCUCUUCCCCUACAAUGCUUCUUGUGAAAUUGUGUACCUGCAAGCUUUUUGACCCCUCUUACUGCAUUAACUAUAGAUAAUAAAUACAUAGAGCAAUUCAAUUGGGGUUUUUCUUUGUCUGCUGAUUUUGUUAAAGUUAGAGUGAAACCAAAUGUGUUUCAGUGGUGAAAUUAUUGUUAAAGAUUACUAUAUUAAGUUUAUAUUAACUAAACACAGAUAUGACAUUUGCUCAAGCUAGGUUCUUAGGAUCAGAUAGUUGAAAUAUUUUCCUGAUUUCUGACAUUCACUUCAAGCAUUGGUUCAAAAUCUUACAGAUAAGGAAAAUCAAGAUCCAUUUGCUAAGAUUUACAAGCCAUUCCGGUUCAAUUAAAUAUGUUUCACUUAAAGGUGUGUGAAGAUAUUUAAGCAGAUAUUUAAAUUCACAUCAUUUAUGGCACUGGUAUGUCAUUAUUGCUUAUGAAUUAAAACAUGGAAUGCAAGGUAUUUUCCAAUCUUCCAAACAUGCUCUAUUACUUAGCAGUCUAUAAUUAUGUUUACAACUAUACAUACAUCCAUAUACACACAUACACAUGCAUUCCAUGCAUGCAUGCGCACACACACACACACACACACACACAGACAUCUAUCAUGUACUGGGUCUAUUUUGGUUUUAGUUUGUACAUUUGUUUAGGUGCAUUAAUUGGUAUUAAAUAAAUUAUAAAAUGAUUUUCCUGAAGAAGA
Molecule: messenger RNA, 2800 nt
Organism: Mus musculus (house mouse)
Lineage: Eukaryota; Metazoa; Chordata; Mammalia; Rodentia; Muridae
Gene: Snrpn
Product: small nuclear ribonucleoprotein N
Exons: 15
Coding region: 1333-2055 (240 amino acids)
Cellular component (GO): nucleus
Molecular function (GO): RNA binding
Source: RefSeq, marked reviewed